Molecule: messenger RNA, 2993 nt
Organism: Drosophila mauritiana
Lineage: Eukaryota; Metazoa; Arthropoda; Insecta; Diptera; Drosophilidae
Gene: loaf
Exons: 8
Coding region: 552-1691 (379 amino acids)
Molecular function (GO): protein binding
Source: RefSeq, a predicted model, not a curated record
UCGCCGUCAACUUCGCUCCGUUCCGGUUACCACGAUGAUUCGUUUGGAAAAUAUGUGCCUAGCCAGUGCGUUGAAAAUAUAAACAAAUACAAAGGAACUCCAAAGACGCAUUCAAUGCGCUGAAUUCGCAGUGAUAAUUACGCGAACAAUAAACAUUUCCAGUCGCCAAGUCAAAAAUCCAAGCUGUCCACCCUUUUUUUUUGGAGUCUCAGUGGAGCUGCAUUGCCGUCUCGCUCGCACACGGCUUGGCAAUCGAUAAGCCUAACAGCGGGGCUGUCCACUUGCUGACAGCUGUUAACUCUAGCUGUUAGCUUUCGGCGGCGAGUGCUUGAAGAGUGAAAUUGGAACGCUGGCCGAAACCCGUUAAUCUCCAAUGAGGCGACACAUCCGGGGGAAGGAAAAUUCAUAAAUGAAAGCUUCUAAUUGCCGGAGAAUGACAAACGCGACAAGAAAUCAUCGCGAGCGAACAAAAGCGAAGCCAACUUUUUAGGCAGCCCGACGGCGAAAGCAGUAGCGAAAGCCACGAAAAUUGAGCCACCGAAGCUUCGGCGAUGCUGUUGAUGCCCACAUCCUGUGGGCCGGGUCCACCCACCGACCACGGCCCCAUGUCCUUGCCCACUUCCUCCUCCUCCUGCCCCAAACGCGCCCGCAUCCCCACGCGAGCGGCAGAUGAUGAUGAACCGGUCCGGCGGUCAGGGACCCUAACCCAAAGGCAAAGUUCGGGGUCGGGCAUUCCCCAAUGGCUGCUAAUCCUCAUCGGACUGCUCGCCAUUCUCGCCCAGACACCAGGCAGCCAGGUGGCCGCCGAGAAGAGUAAACACUAUUACAUGCAAUCGCUGUGCAAGAACCACUUCCUCCAGCAGCUGUACCGAAAGAUCGAUGGAGCCGUGCUCUGGUCACAGAACGAGCGGAAUCUGGACUGCAUCAUUACCUUCCAGACGCACUCGGUGCUGCAGCGCUUCAUGCUCCGCUUCGACAUGCUGCAGUUGGACUGCAACGAUCACCUGUUGGUUUACGAUGGCGCCCACGCCGUCGCCACGCCCAAGAUUGACAUCUCCUGUCGGAACACAAAGAACACCGUCAACGCGCUCCUGACGCGCACGAACUUUGUGACACUGAAGUACGUGACCGAUGGCUGGGGAACGGAUGCGAACGGCUUCAAGCUGGUGAUUACGUCGGUGAAGGAUCCCAAGCACACCUGCAAGGAUUUCACCUGCGCCACCCGCGAGUUCUGCAUCCAUCCCGAUCUCCUCUGCGAUGGCAUCAACCACUGCGGCGACAACUCCGACGAAUCCGUGCAGAAUCUGUGCCAGAAUGAGACGAGCAGCACGGUUUUCGGCCUGGACAUGACCUGGUUCGUCCUCAUUGUCGUGGGUGUCCUGCUCGUCCUGAGUGCGCUCAUCGUGGCAGUGGCCAUUUGUGUGUGCCGGCGCCAGGAUGAGAAUGCCGCCAACCAGAACACCGCGCUCCAAGUGCACCAUACGGCCGACACGAACGGGUCGUCGAAACAUCUGCACUACCACGGCAUCAGUGUCGGCGGGACACUGACGCGGGAGCACACCCAACUGCCGACGUCGGGAAACUGGCAUCACCCUGCGGGACCAUCCGGGUACCACCGCACUCCACACAACUACUUGAAGAUGGCCACCAAAGUCCGUCCCAUUUGGUGCUUGGCAAAUUCCGUCAAUUAGGUCAAGAUCUUUCCCACAAUACCGCCGGGCUCAGCCAGACGAAUAUCGCCGGAACUGGACAUCCCAAUGCCAACGCCGUCGGCGCUGCGCAGAAGGACGAGUGGUUCGUCUAGGGCCAGGCAACACUGUGGAAGGACCGAUUGACUUGAGCACAAUAAUCUGUACUUUAUUAAGUAAAUUUAUGGAUAUUUGCAGAGCAUUAAAUGAAGACUGUAAGACUAUAAUUAACAACAAUUAGUGUGGACAUCACCGCGCAGGGUGUAUUAUAUAGAGAUCUCUACUCGUACCCAAGCAGAAUCUCGAACGCAUUGGGCAGAACCUGCCAGUUCUGUCGGAUAACCAAUGCACUUGUAAAUAGUUUAUAAAUAUAUCAUUUUGAUUUGGCUGAUCAAUACAACAACAAGCUGGCUACACAAGAUCCCACAAUCCAAAUAUCCUCGAAAAGGAUAUGUAAUACAGAAGAUUUCCCCUCCCUCAAUCAUAAUUUUGUGCAAGUAUGUUGGCAUUUAUUUAGAGAAUUACAUAUGUUUAGAUGGCAAUUAGAUUUGAAUUAAUGCUCUUCGAUUAAACACUUGUGUUAGUUGGCAUAGCACGGAUUAAGAUAACCCAAAGUAAUUGUAUAACGAAUCAGAUGUAGUCGCCGAUUCAGAGAGGUAAACUAACAUUUGAGCGAAACAAUCGUAAGCAUUUAAUUGAAUUGUGAACAGAAACCGAAAGAAGUAUUAAAGCUCAACAAGGAUAACCGAUAACUGUCAUUAAUAUACAACUUCCGAAUCUUACAAAUUUGAGAUACACAACUGGCAGUGCUGUUGGCCAGGGCGUUUUUACAGAACUUAAGCUGAACUCUAAUCACAAAAUGGACACAAGAAGAUCAACAAAAACAAGGGAUGUACAUAAGUAGUCGACAAUAUACUUACCAAAAUAAUAAUAAAUGGAAACUUCGAACGCAACUGUCAUCAUCUAUACAAUUUCACCUACCACUCACCAUUGUCGUCCACUUGGAAGUCUGCGCUUGCCCGAUGAUCAGCAUCGGAUCAACUGGGGAUCAUCCAGAAUCUCCGAUAGAAGCAAACAUUUCGCCGAGAGACUCAUUCCUCAUCAAAGAACCGAGAAAACAAACCAAUGCUAAACGGAAAUAUUCUGAGACAUUAAGGACAAUACAGUGAAAUCUUUUGCUUUUGAUACAACCAAAUUGAGAAGGUGUCGCGGCAUGCAUUUUAACCUACUGAAGAAGUGUCCGAAAUACAAUUUUCUACAAUCAACCAAAUGGAAUUCUACACAAAAUUGAACAAACUAAAAAAA